This is a messenger RNA of Rotaria sp. Silwood1, 1556 nucleotides long. The record is from the annotation of a GenBank genome assembly. Lineage: Eukaryota; Metazoa; Rotifera; Eurotatoria; Philodinida; Philodinidae.
AUGAGCCCACCAGAUCAAUCAUCAACAUCAGUUAUUCAAGAAUGUUUACGUCUUCAAUUAGGACAAUUACGUGUUGGUAAAAAUAUGUAUAAAUAUCCAUCAUCAUCAUCAUCAUCAUCAUUAGUUUCUCCAACAAAAAAAUUUUAUCUUGUUUCAAAACAAUUUACAUCACCAACAAAUAUAAUUCCAUUAAUUUAUGAAAAAAAAGUUAUGCUUGAAUGUUUAUAUACAAAAGAAUCAAUAGCAUAUGGUACUAUACGUGUUCAUAAUUUUAUUUAUGAUAAACUUGUAUUUGUACGUAUAACACAAAAUGAAUGGAAAACAUUUAAAGAUAUUCCAGCAUCUCAUUCAAUUAAUUAUCCAUUUGAUAAUACAGAUGCAUUUACAUUUCAAAUAACUUCAACAAAAUCAAAUGAUGAUACAACAGAACCAAAACGAAUUUUAUUUGCUAUUUGUUUACAAGCUAUGUCACAAAAUUUUUGGGAUAAUAAUCAAGAACGAAAUUAUGUAUUAGACAUAUUUGAAAGGUAAUUAUAAAAAUAAUAUGAAAAAUUUCAAUAAUUAGAAUUUUAAAAGAGAUAACAUUUGAAAGAUAUUUUUUUUUUUUCGAAGAAAGUUUCAUGUAUUUUAAAAGCUGAAAGUUAUUAAACUAUGUUGUUGUUAUAUGAAAAAUUAUUGAGCUUUAAUUUAAUUAGAAUUUGUCUAUUGAAUCAAUAGGUAAAUUCCUAUGACAAAAAAAGAAAAAAUCUUUAUUUGAACGCGUUUUUUCCUAUUGUCUUUUCUCUAUUCGAUCUUUUGUGAGAUCUUUAAAUAGAGAAAAAAAAAAGGCUUUUGAAAGGAAAAUAUGAAUAUGAGCAAUUCGAAUAAUUGCCAUUAUGAUUAGAGUAUAGGUGUACACGGAAUUAAGUAAUUCAAAAAUGAUUCUAGAACAGAAACUCAGAUAGUAUAUCCUCUUGUUAUCUUGUUUCAAUUCAUCACAUUUUAGGAUCCACAAAAGGCUGAUGUAUUCUUACUGAUAUACAUUGACAUACAUCUUAAUAUUUUUAACUAGUCUCUUGAAUUAUUCGAAGGUCAAAUAGAUGCAAUAUCGUACCCAUUUAACCCUGUACAAUCUAAGAGAGAAACUAACAGUAAAUAUGUUUAUUAUGUUAAUUUAUACGUAAUAAAAAUUGCGUCCAUCUAUACUCUAUUACGUUUUAUAUUGAGUGCAUAACAGACAAAAUUAGAAGUUCCAUAUAUAGUAAUCGAAAUUUUCCAAAAAUGAUAGACCUCUAAGACUAUUUAGAGGUCGAAAUUCUCUUUUUUUUUACAUUCAACCAAAACAAUGGACAGAAACGUGCAGAAUUUCGUGUUCUAUCUUUUGUCUCCUAUCGAAAGUGAAAUCUAACAAAAUGGUAGAUUUACUACUUUUUUUUUCUCCUGACAAAUCUAAAUUUCUCUUAGAUAAAACUGGAUACUUCUGAGAAAUAUUUGCAUGUAUCACCUAUCAUUAUGAGCAUCAUCUAUGAGAUAGAUAAUGUUGAAGAUUGUAAAAGAAAAAUUAAAGAUUUAACCAA